Molecule: messenger RNA, 117 nt
Organism: Parastagonospora nodorum SN15
Lineage: Eukaryota; Fungi; Ascomycota; Dothideomycetes; Pleosporales; Phaeosphaeriaceae
Exons: 2
Coding region: 1-117 (38 amino acids)
Source: RefSeq, a predicted model, not a curated record
AUGGCCCAUUUGCACGCCACACAUCGUGUGCGCGCCGCCACCAACAUUUCCGCGCCCACAAAAACAUUCUCAUCUCUAGAUGUUGUCACCCAGACAAAGAGUCCUUCUAUAUUCUAG